AGGCAAAAUGUUGAUUCAUCUGACCACAAAACACGACGAAAAUGUCGAGCUGUCCAGUCUUUAUGUACGAGACACCAGGCAAGUCGCCUCUCAGCAUUAACAGCGGAAAUGAGUGGCUUGGGACGUGAUUUGGGCAAGGUUUAG
Messenger RNA from Ambispora gerdemannii, 144 nucleotides. Lineage: Eukaryota; Fungi; Glomeromycota; Glomeromycetes; Archaeosporales; Ambisporaceae. The record is from the annotation of a GenBank genome assembly.